Molecule: messenger RNA, 2537 nt
Organism: Trachemys scripta elegans
Lineage: Eukaryota; Metazoa; Chordata; Testudines; Emydidae
Gene: SGCD
Product: sarcoglycan delta
Exons: 10
Coding region: 676-1542 (288 amino acids)
Biological process (GO): heart contraction; cardiac muscle tissue development
Cellular component (GO): sarcolemma; sarcoglycan complex
Source: RefSeq, a predicted model, not a curated record
GCCAGCCAGCACCGGGAGUGAGCGCCACCGGCCCAGGCGGGCAGAGAGGAGGGGGACCCCGGCAGCGAGAGGGGGCUCAGUGACCGGGAGAGAGCGGGACCCCCCCCACCCCAUGCGUGCCCCCCCCGAGCGAGCGCGCCUGCCAGGCAAAGCCCCGCUGCCCCCGGCCUGAAUGCAUGUAGGCGCCGGCUGCAUGGACGCUCCGGGGAGGAUGCUCGGGCUAUAGGCACCUGCCCCUGCUCGCGGCUCGGGGCCCCGGGAGGAGAGCUCGCCCCCGUGCUGCCCCAGGCAUGAUCUCCUAACGGGGCUGGCUUCGUCUCUCUGGCGCCUUCCCCAUGGAAUUAGCUGCGGUCGCCGGCCGGAGCUCGUGAGCCUGGGCUGCCCGCCGAGCGGGGACCGGCCCCCGGGAACUGGAGGAUACUGCAACAUCCUCGGGGACAUACAGAAAGCUGAGCUGGAGGCUGUGUGGGACUUAAAAAGGACUUCCAGUUGGUGGUAGCCUGAGGAACUUCCUUUCACGCCAAUGUUGCUCCGAAACUAAUUGUCGCCAGAAUUCGGAACUAUCAGGUUUGCUAAGCGUCUGUACUGAUAUAAUCAAAUGCAGUGCUCCACGUACUCUGCCGGAGUCUACACUGUUUACAAACAAACUCCCAUGGAAAUUCCUGCCAUUAAAUUAUGCCUCAGGAACAGUACGCACACAGGAGCGCCAUGCAGAGCUCGGAAGGCCCGCAGGUAUACAAAGUGGGGAUUUACGGCUGGAGGAAGAGAUGCCUCUAUUUCUUUGUGCUACUCCUAAUGAUUUUAAUCCUGGUGAACCUUGCCAUGACCAUCUGGAUUCUCAAGGUUAUGAAUUUCACAAUUGAUGGAAUGGGGAACCUGAGAAUCACAGAGAAAGGUCUGAAGCUAGAAGGAGAUUCAGAAUUCUUGAAACCUCUCUACGCCAAAGAAAUCCGGUCCAGACCAGGCAAUCCAUUGUACUUCCAAUCUGCCAGAAAUGUUACAGUGAACAUUCUCAAUGAGAAGACUAAAGUCCUUACUCGUCUUGUAACAGGUCCCCAAGCAGUGGAAGCACACAGCCAAAAAUUCGAGGUGAAAUCCCUCUCUGGAAAAUUGCUGUUUUCUGCAGAUGACAACGAAGUGGUCGUGGGAGCAGAGAGACUGAGAGUUUUAGGAGCAGAAGGCACAGUGUUCCCUAAAUCUAUAGAAACUCCCAGUGUCAGGGCAGACCCCUUCAAGGAACUAAGACUCGAGUCACCCACCCGCUCUUUGGUGAUGGAGGCUCCAAAGGGAAUCGAAAUUAACGCAGAGGCCGGCAACAUGGAAGCCACAUGCAGGACGGAGCUGAGGCUGGAAUCAAAAGAUGGAGAGAUCACGCUGAAUGCUGCAAAUAUCAGACUACCUAGAUUGCCUCGAGCAUCCCACUCCUCUACUGGAUCCAGGCAAAAAAUCUACGAGCUGUGUGUGUGUUCCAAUGGGAGGUUAUUCCUGUCUCAGGCAGGAGCUAGUUCCACCUGCCAGAUAAACACAAGCAUCUGUUCUUAAGAGACGGUUCGCAGCAGGCAUUGCAGGCAGCACAAAGGCCCCGUUCUGGUCUCACAGAUAGCAGCUGCCAACUAUUUUUGCUAGAACCCAGAAAGCCUAUCAAAGACUUUUUUGUGUGUGUGCGCGUGUGUGAAUAUAUAUAUAUGAAUAUAUAUAUAUAAAAAGAUAUAUAUAUCCUCUGUGUAAAAUGAUGUUUCAGUACAAUGAAUCCCAGGGUGACCCUAUUACAUUCUGUUAAAUUGGACUCACUACUCUCUGAACCCUUUUGUAUUAAUAUAGUCUAAUGGCCCUCCCUUAUUACUCACCGUCUCCUCAUAGCAAUGGGAACAAUGUCUGAUUCAGUACAUGAACUGACGUACUCCUGGCAUCAUGCAAGAGGAGAACAACAACUCUGAUCAUUUUUGCACCAUUAAAAAUCAGUGGCAACAGAAUGGCCAGCAAGGCAGAGCAAAUGGCCUCGAGAACUCCAAGACGCCUGUCACUAAAUUACACUCUCUUUUAAAUCUAAAGUAGAGCAGCCUAAUUGGGAGACUCUACACUGCCCACCGGGAAAACUGGGUUUGAUUCCCAGUGCUGGUCUCCCACCACUUAGCCUUGGGAAGCAGGGAAUAUAGGCCCCAAUCCUGUUCUCGGUGGAGUAAAUGGCAAAACUCCCAUUGACUUAAGUGGUGCUGGAUCAGGCCCAGAGAAGGUAGAGAAUAGCAUGCACCAUUCAGCUGUGAAGCACCCUGCCAGUGAAGGGGCGAUGUUUAAUGGGCUCUGAAGGGAACCCCUUUCAGUCCUCCUGGGCAGAUAGAGGUAUAAAAGAUCAGGGAAUUUGACAUGUACGUGGGGAUCACUGCCUCUGGGAGAAAAAUCAAAUUCAGGCUAAUUCUGUUUUCCUGGGGUUUACAAUAGUGAUCCCUGUUUGUGUAACUCACAUUUUAUUACGUUACUUUGCAUCAACAGAAAAACUAACUGUGUGAAUGCCACAUCCCCCGUUAAAAAAAAAAAAA